UUCAUCCUAUUCUUCUGUUCACUUAUUUCACUCUGAGACUAGGGAAAAACUUUCGAGUAAUAGAUACUAGUGAUAAAAAGUUUAUCUGAGAAAAAACACCAGAUAUAUUAAUAGUACUAUCGACCUUCUCUUUUCCUCAGACAAAACAUCUUCAUUUUCUUCGUCCUCCAUCCCCUUCACCUCCCACUCCUCCUAGUAUUCUUACUCCUCGUCAAACCCACAAAAUAAGUACUAGCUAUCUAGUAUAUAAUUAAGCAAUACAACAAAAAUGAGCCAGUGUGUUCCCAGUUGGGAUCUCGACGACAGUACUAGUGCCCCUGCCAGACUGCCCCUUCGCUCCCGCUCCAAUUCCACCGCUACUGAUGUCCCCUUGUUAGACUAUGAGGUGGCCGAGCUGACAUGGGAAAACGGCCAAAUAGCCAUGCACGGUUUGGGGCCACCGCGAGUGCCGAACAAGAACAUAAGUAGCAGUUGGCCUGAGAAGCCACGCGUCGGUGGCACCCUCGAGUCCAUAGUCAAUCAAGCCACCCGACCCUCAACGCUAUCACUACCUCGCAAGCACCCUGCAGUUCUCGCCACUGCUUCUGCCGCCGGAGACGAGUUGGUCCCCUGGAUCAAGGGCCACCACGUCUUGCCAGCUGCAGCCCUGUGCAAUACCAUGACCAUGGACGCUCAAGUCCCUUGCUCUAACCGGGCUAAAUCUCACGAUAAUAAUGAUCGGGCUAGCGAACGUGCGUCGGCUCGAGAUAGCGUGAUGGUGCCAGGAAUCGGAGCUUGCCGUGGCCGGGUUAUUGGAUCGUACACGCAGGUAGCAUCGUGCAGUGGCGCCGUUACACAAGAGGAGAAUAAUAAUAAUAAUAAUAAUAACAACAAUAAUAAUAUCGCCGGAGGCUUUGUAGUUCCUGAGAAACGAGGGAGCAGGACAGUGGUGGAGGCGGCGGCGCGUGAGUGGAGCAGCCCAGCCGACCCAAGUAUGAGUGGAACCAGCGCCACGUUUGGGACUGGGAGCCAGCCAGUUAGAUUACACUCGUGUGAUAGAGAGACGGCUUUGGGUUACGGUUCUACUUCGAUGGGGUCGCCGGAGCAUGCCAGCCCCGACAAGCGUUCUAAAAAGAGAACCGCCACUGAUGAUCACAACUCCUUUUGUCACAGUAGAUCACAGAGGGAGUCAGGUGAUGAAGAGGACAAAAGGAAGGUAACCGGAAAAUCAUCUGUUUCAACUAAAAGGAGUAGAGCUGCUGCUAUUCAUAAUCAAUCUGAACGAAAAAGGAGAGAUAAGAUCAACCAAAGGAUGAAGACACUGCAGAAACUGGUCCCAAAUUCCAGCAAGACUGAUAAAGCUUCAAUGCUGGACGAAGUGAUCGAUUAUCUGAAACAAUUGCAAGCACAAGUUCAAAUGAUGAACAGAAUGAACAUGCCAGCUAUGAUGUUGCCAAUGGCUGCUAUGCAACAACAACUUCAAAUGUCCAUGAUGAAUAGCAUGGGGAUGGGAAUGGGCAUGGCCAUGGAGACAAUGGGCCGCCCCAACCUUGCUGGAAUCUCUCCAGCACUUCAUGCAAAUCCAUUCAUGCCAAUGACCUCCUGGGAUGGCUCUGCCGCUACUGCCACUGAAGGCCGAUUACAACCUCAAUUGCCAACAGUUAUUCCCGAUCCCUUAGCCUCAUUCUUUGCAUGUCAAUCCCAGCCUAUGGCACCAGAGGCUUAUAGUAGGAUGGCUGCAAUGUACCAACAGCUUCAUCAACCUCCGACUUCAAGUUCUAAGAACUAAUAUAAUCAUAUGAUGAGAAUAUCGUUAACAUCUAUAUAAGAGGGCCAAAGGCCAAAAUCAAUCAAAUACCUAUUCAUGUGUAUUAUAUUUGGACAAUUAAAGAUUUGGUGAAAACCAUACUAUUUUAUGUUUAGGUUCUGGGUUAAUUAUGAAUAUGUAUUGUAAUUGAAAUUAAUUUAUUAGAUUUGGUGAAAAUUAUAUAUUUUACAUGUGUAGUUUUGGUCGAAAAACAAAAUAUUAGGAGAUCAAGAGUUCACGAUGGAUUUGGAUGUGAUGGUCCAUAAAAUAAUUCUUGUACAAUUUAAAUUUGCACGUACUUCAAGUUAUGAUUCAGUUGUAAUUUUUAAUAUUUUUUCAAUCUUACCAAUUUGUUAUAGCA
Molecule: messenger RNA, 2147 nt
Organism: Humulus lupulus (European hop)
Lineage: Eukaryota; Viridiplantae; Streptophyta; Magnoliopsida; Rosales; Cannabaceae
Product: transcription factor UNE10
Exons: 6
Coding region: 269-1768 (499 amino acids)
Cellular component (GO): nucleus
Molecular function (GO): protein dimerization activity
Source: RefSeq, a predicted model, not a curated record